Cladocopium goreaui is the source of this 11390-nucleotide messenger RNA. Lineage: Eukaryota; Dinophyceae; Suessiales; Symbiodiniaceae. The record is from the annotation of a GenBank genome assembly.
GACGGGGUCUGGCGAGGCUUUGUCGGUCAGGUGGGCGACCCUGGUACCAACAUCGGCCACCUGGCUGCUUUACCAGCACAAUUGAUUUCAGCGGCCUGCUCCCAUGCUACCAUGCCUGACGGGAGCGCCUUUGUCCCCAUUCAUGCCUCUCAGGUGGGGCUAGUUUGGCGGGUGGCAAGGAAGCAUGUGUUUUUAGCCAAUGGCGGUUUGGAGGCAGACUUCCAAGACGUCGAACCUUGGGACUUCGUGCGGAAUCCUGGACAAGCAGCAGCACCAGCAAGUCCACCAAAGGCAUCAACAGUCAAGGAGAACGUUUUGAAGAUGGCCAGCCUAGUGGAUCAGACGGAUGAAUCUGAGCUGUUGCCGGCUAGCAUGGACAAGGUGCAGGAGUGGACGCAGAGGUACAUCACGUUGAUGGGAGCACCUCCAGAAGAGGAGGAGGAGGCGACAGAUGCCCAGCUUGCAGCACUCCACAAACGGACUGUGUUGCUGGGACACCCUCCUUACGUGGAUUUCUCAGUUUGGACGCCGUUCGGAAGACGUUCACUUAGGUCCCAAAAGUUCAGGACUUAUGUACCCCUUGGUGAUGGCUCCUACAUCAUCAAGGAGCUGCCAGGCCCACAGAAUUUGACUCAGUGGAUGGCGUGCUGGAGGGUUUUCAAAGUGGCGGCAUUGGCACUGGGCAUAGUCAGCCUGGCAGCGUUGCAACAGUACGAGAAGGCCAUUGAGAAGCUGACAUUGCAAUGGCCGUUGGCUUGGGGCUUGAUAGUUUUGGCAGAUGAUAAAGGUCGUGCCGAACGCUUGGAGAAGAUCAGGCGCAAUGUCAUGAUCGACCAGCAGGCGGGCAGGGUGCUACCUUUGGAUUGGGACGAACAAAACCCUUGGUCAGCCUGCUUCAAGUUGCUGGCCAAGGACGAGCAAUAUUGGUCAGAACAAGUGAGGCAUCCUGCAGCAGCAUGGACGGCGGCAGGGAGUCACGGAGUACCUGUAGCGCCGGCUGAAGCCAUAGCUGCAACUCAUGUGGUUGGGGGCUCUGACGUUUUGCAGGCGCCCAAGGAAGAAAAGGAUGAGAGGAGACGCCAAGCAAACAGAGACAAGCGGUCAGCUCGUAAAAAGAGACAAUGGGAAGAUCGAGAAGAGCUGCGCAAGUUGAAGAGCCAGAGAUCAGACUCGGACAAGGGUCAGGGCAAAGGACAGAACCAAGGCAAGGGGAAGUCGAAAGAUAAAACAGGAGCAGAAAUAUGCUUCUCAUGGGCGCAGGCCAAAGGCACGUGCGCUGAUGUACCCGUAGGGAUGGAGGAGGACAACGUAGACUGGGACCCUGAUGACGUCAGUGUCAUCCAGGGCGAAUGGCAUCCUCAGGCGCUUGAGCUGCUGCGGUCGACGGGAGACUUCGCAAAGUAUAAGGAGUCCCGAACCUUCAGGUUUGUGCACUUGUUCAGCGGGGCCAGGGACGUGCUGAAGCCGGCGUUGGAGAAGGCAGCAUCCAAGGAGGGGUUGCGCAUCAAGGUGGAGUCCUACGACAGGGACGGGCCGCAGAAGCAGAACCUGGCAGAGGACAGGCCGUACAUGGACCUGCUGGAGACGGUCGACACCAUUGAUGGAAUGCACGCCGGGUUUCCAUGCGGAAGCUUCAGCAUGGUGCGCAACAGGCCAGGGGGCCCACCGCCGGUAAGGAGCCGGGAGUUUCCCUAUGGCCUCCCGACGAACGAUGUCUUGCAGCAGAAGGAGGCUGACACCGGCACAGUUCUGGCAGUUCGGUCAUCUAUGUUGGCCUCCAAGGUGUUGGACAACCACCGCAAGAGGAAGGUGGGCGAGGUGGCAACAUUAGAAAAUCCACCGGGCUCAGAAGCCGGCCAAGACUGCCCUGCAUGGCUUCUUCCAGAAAUCGUGGACUUCCUGAAGGUUUAUCAAGCACAAAAUGCAUUUUUCAACUCAUGCAUUUACAUGCAGGGCAGGCACCGAUGGCUCAAGCCAGCACGUUGGUCAGGCCGACUGCAGGACCUUGAAGAGCUGGCGGGAAAGUGCGCCUGUCCAUCAUGGGUGGUCCACGAGAUUCUGAGGGGCAAGGACAAGACAUCAGCUGCAGCAGAAUACCCGGCAGCUCUGGCGGAGCGCUAUGCCAACUUGGUCAUCAAGGUCUUCAAGCAGAACCUGCAGUUGGAGUUCUGGAGGUACAAGCUGCAGACCAAGGAAGGCGAGGUGAACAAGCUGCAGAAGAACUGGGUGAAAAGUAGGGAGGCUAGAACGCCACCUCCCCCCAGCACGGAAGGAAUGGCAUCGUCAUCGAAAAGAGCCUGGCAGGUCGGGGACAUAUCCAAGGACUUGAUUCCCCGGCCAGAUCUGAUGUCCAAGAGCAUUCCGCACUACGCCUCCAAGUGGGGGAUGCGGGCUUGGAUGCAGCGCUGUCUGCAGCGCGGCUCUGGGUACGGAGAAACCUGGGCUGAUUUCGCUUCGAUCUCAGCCCCAUGGAAUCCGUCCACUGAACUUUGUGGACAGAAAGCACCGCCUGAUCUCGAAAUGACCUCGGGCCUUUGGAAAAGCAUUAGUUUCUCUACCGGCCUUCCUGGUAUGGCAAAGACGCAUAUCAAAGGCCCCCCAGAACACCUCGACGUCACCAGUGGGCAAGCCAUGUCGGCUGCCUGUCGACGUCGUGUGCGCUGUCACUCCGCCGUGCCGCUGCUUGUUGCUCCGCGGCGCUGGGAGAGGCUGCGCUUGCGUAUAGAUGGAGCACGUGAGAUUUUGAUUUCGAGGCUGCAGCAGUUUCUUGCAGGAAUUGAUGCCUGGCUUUUGCAGUCGCCUCUGGAUCCCAAAACUACCAAUCUUCAGAAAUAUCAGCCUGAUCCCAAAGUCUCCAUCCGGGUCUGCGCUCCUGCUCAGUAUCGAGAGGCCUUUUUGCCACAAGGGGAAUGGGACAAAGCGAAGUCCAUUUUGACCGAAAUGGCCAACUGGAAAGUGACGCCCGUGUCAACCCUUGUCGGCGGAACAUGGCAAUGGAAAAAAGUAGGCAAGUGCCAUACUCUUGUCGGCCACCUUCGUGUGAGCCCUAAGGUGGCUGCUGCUCUCGAAUCUCAAAGCGGAAAGCGGGCGAUUUUUGUCACAGCUACUGGGGUUGGGCGACGUCCUGAAAAGGUCAGAUGGCUGCUCAAAGCGGCUUCCAUGACUUGUGAUAAUUAUCUCCGGCAAAGCAUGAAUGAGGCCAUUGCUCGUGGCCAAUCCUUGAAAUUUCGGAUGGGUGGAGGUUCGGAUAUUGGCAUUCUGUAUCUUCCCACUGAUAGCAUACCCAAAAAGAAUAUCCACGUUCAUAUUGACGGUGUCCCGAGAAGUUGGGACGCCACGCAUGUCACGACUUUCAUGGAAGAACAAGGGUGGGAACAAGUUGUGCCCAUCACCUGGAGAAAUUUCCGUCGCCAGGUCAAAUGGAUCUUGAAAGCUCAGCCUCCUGAUGAUCCUUAUGAUCCAACCAAUUCCAAUUGCACUUGGCAUUAUGUGGACGAUGUUGACCAAAGUUUAGAAAUCCAUGUCACUAAGGCGGAGGGUCGGUUUCCUAAGCCUCAGCAUGUGCUGCCUGCCACUCCUCCAAAGCGCAGGUUCGAAACACAGAAACGAGCUCAUGAGGAUCAUGAAGUUCUUGAUACACAGAUUGAUGAACCUGAAAACAGUGAAGAAGAUGAAGAGGCCGUUGAGGGUGAUGGCAACGGCCAAGAGAAAGAACGCCCCAGAAGCCGAAGCCCAGCUAGGGUUAAGCCGAAAAAGUUGGACUUCAAAGAAACCACGGAAAUGAUCAAACCGGAAUGGGAUGAAAUUGCUGAUCUUAUCAACAACAAAGGUUUUGAAGAAGUUGAUUUUGGGGGAAACGGAGAUUGCGGAUUCAGGGCCAUUGGCUGCGCCUUGGAUUACUACAAAGAUCCUACCCAAGUCAGGACGCCAGAACAAUGCCAACGUGCUGGCGCCAAACUCAGAAGUCAGGUGGUGACCCACUGCCGCAAACAUGAAAAGAGCUUCCUUCCCUUUUUCGCUCCUGAUCCUGAAACUGCUAACGAGGAUCCUACUUUGCAAUCACAAUCCUCGUUUCAAGAUUGGCUCGAUGCUAUGGGUCGACCUCGAACCUGGAUUGAUGGGAUCGCACUGAGGGCCCUGUCCAUCAAAACGGGUCAUGUGAUUGUAAUUUGGAAGAAGGAAAACAAGAAGGCGCCGUGGCGGCGUACCACGUUGGCUCCUACCUUUGACCAAGGAUGGGCCAAAGCUGCUAAGGGAACCCAGCCAAUUGCUGUCCUUUUGAAGGAUGAUCACUACACUUGGCUCAAACCUCCACAAAAAGAGACCGCUUCCAAGCAACGCUCCAAAGGUAAAAAAAAGAGUCCUUUGAAGCGACUCAAACAGAUGAGUCGAAGUCACACCACCAAGGACGACAGGGCACCUAGUACUCAGGUUGCGUCCGGGGACCCGGCCGCUAUCACCAAGGUUCAGUGCCCGCAUUGGAGUCAGGCCCAUGCCUGGCUUCAGUCAAUUUGCCAGGGUGUGCCGGACCAAGACUUGACUCCGGAUUCACUCGGAACGCUCCAAGGUUGUUUGCUUGCUUGCAGUGCUGUCACUCGUGCGGUCCAUGCUGCAAUGGAAAAAGUGUCUGAUCCUGAUUUUGCCCCUACGGCAUUGACAGUUGAAGAGGACGCCGAAAGACUGGAAACUCCAGACGAACCUUCUCCUCGGAAAAUCGCCAAAAAACGAACCAAACAGAUCCCCAAGAAUGCGGCGGAAGAACAAGCCUUGUUUGAGAGAUAUUCUUGGAAGUGUGCGGGCUGGGGUUGCCAUGGCUUCCGUCUAGUCAGUUGCAAAGAAGCAGAGAUGCUCACCUUGCAAGCUGUGCUCCUGACCUCACCCCCGAACAAAAUCGCAUCAUUUUGCGUAAUGGCACCGCUGCUGUUGACAUCAACUACCGGGUGGCAACGCGGAAAAAAACAGGUUGGCAUUCUGCUGAGUGGCGUAAAGAAAGAAUUCAAAAAGCCAAGUCUCAAGGCUAAACUUCCGAACCCUGGCAGCAAAGCUUGGUUCAAAAAUCUGCCUGCUGAUACGGGUCAGCAGCAGAAACCAGUCUCCAAGGCCAAAAAUUGGCAACGGGAUUUGUGUGAUGAGGGCGUUGAAUUCGAUGUGGUUUGUCUUCAGGAAGCCAACAUGUCUGAUGUCGAAAUUAAGGUCUUGGCAGCUGCUGCUUGGAAAUCAGGCGUUCAGGUCGGUCACAUGUGGGUGGGCAACGUGUAUUGUGCCCAUCAUCCUGAAAGAGAAGCUUUCAUGACGGAAGCUUUCCAGCUGUGUCACUCAUGGUCCCCGAAUGUUUGGACUCUUGUGGGUGAUUUCAAUGACACCCCUGAGGAAUCGCCUUUGGCCUUUGGCCUUACCUCUUCAGGUUACAGCUCUUGUUUGCCACCUCCUGGGGUUAGCAGUAGAUGGGAAAGCCAACGGGUCAUCGAUUUUGCGAUUUGCAACGGUAUUAUCUUGGACUCCACUUUGAAGAUGUGCCCCGAACGUUACAGUGAUCACAAAGCUUUUUACUUUGACGUCAAAGCUGAAGGUGCAGAUGGGGCUCUUACUAAGGUUGUGAUGGUUCCAGCAAACGUGUAUUUGCCUCAAGAUACCGACCGAGGUAUCGAUUGGACAGAACGCCUGGCGGAUGCCUGGCAGCAAAAUAGACAAGUUUGGCAGGAAUUUAAAGUGAAAGCUGAACAAGAAAUCCGCGAAGCCGACAACAUGUCAGAAGCGGUCAAACAGCAUAAAAGUGACCGAAUUUGGGACCACCUGAAUUUGUUACUCGAAACGUUUCUUCAGAAACAGGCUCAGUGGGCUCAGGAACAUGAGUUGCCCAUGCGGCCCUACAGAAAAGCUAAACGGGCCAAGGGGUCCAUCCCCACUUUUCGUCAUGUCCCUUUGGUCAUCCACCAACCCCACGCUCCGAAUGCCUCAAAUCAGCUUCGCACCUGGAUGCGGUUGUGGGGAAGGCUCAGUGAGGCCGAGAGAAGACAGCAUCAUGACAACACUGUUGAGAAUUCUAAGGAUCUUCAAAAGCUUUGGAAGCGCAUCCGCAGAUGCCCUCUGUACCAAGCAGGAAUGACUGCCAAGGAUGCCGAAACUGAGGUUCAGCGUCAAACCGAGGCGAGCCGGCAGAGCAGACUUAGCAAUUGGAAGGUUCGCUUGCAGCAAGAUAACGCUCAGGUCUUUCGAUGGGUGCGGUCCUCCGAAUCGGCGCCCACUGUUACCUUGUAUGACGACGAAGUCGAUCCUGACGACCCAGCUAGCAUGGACAGCUCUGGUGCCUUGGUCAAAAUCGAAUCCUUUUGGCAGAGAGUUUGGAACCGUGACAAUAGCGAUGCUUGGACUCCGCAGCAAUAUCUUCGUGAAUAUGGCGGGGCCCCUGAAGUCGAAGAAAAUUGGAGCCCUGUUUCUGCACAGGCUCUUAGUGCCUCGGCUGCUAGACAAAGGCACCGAGCCGGGGGCCCUGACGGCUGGACUGGCAGCGAAAUGGCAGCUUGGCCGUACAACAUGUGGGCUGACCUGGAAUUUGUGUUUCAAGCCUGGGAGCAACUGGGAUGUUUCCCAAAGUGCUGGCACUUCAUGACACAGGUGAUGCUCCCCAAAGGAAACGGUCAAAGGCUCUCUGACAGCGCCACCCCGACCAGCAAACUUCGACCAAUAAGCCUCAUGUCGUGUUGGUGGAGAAUUUAUGUGAGUGCCCGCUUAGAUGGGGACAUCGAAAGACGUUGGUUGGAAUCGCAUUUGUUGACUACCCAGGCUGGAGGUAGGCAGCCUACCAAGCGUCAAGAUAUGAUGCAGUUAGAAGAGCUGUGCAAUGGAGUGACUGAAAACCUUUUUGCCUUAGGCGCUGCUAUGGGUUUUGGGUCCAUGCUGCCUAAGGAACAAGGCCGCAUUGAAAAGGCAAUGGCUUGUGCUGCUAAGGUUCGUUUGGCUCCUAUCUCAGCAGCUCGAAGAUCGUUUGUUGGCGCACUUGCCGCAGGUAGCAAAGCAACUUACGGGUGGUUGGUCCGUGCUCCCCCUGGAACCGGGCUCAUGUCUAAGUUGGAAACUCGUCUCCGAAGGGUGGGCUACUGCCAUCGCAUGUCCUCUCCUGCGCUCAUUAGGUUGGUGAUGGGUCACCCAGUGGACAUUCAGUUUCAAUCUGGUGCGGCGCUCAUCGGUGCGGUUCAUCGCACUGUUCGUCGGAUCCGAAGAAUCUUCAGUGAUUGGGACCUCUCUGGAGGUCCGGCUCAGAGAGCCAAGAAAUGGCUUCAGUCUCUUGGAUGGUCAUCUGUGGUGCAGGUACGGUGGCAACUAAGGUGGCAGUGCUUUGCGGGUGGUGGGCCCUCUGCUGCGUGGUGCAGCGGAAUGGUGCGGCUUUGCUGCGCCGAGUGGCCGCUGCCGUUGUCUAUGCUGCUGCAGCAGCGCAAGGAGAAGGAGAACGAGUUCUACCUUGGGGGCAUGCGCAACCCAGAUGUAUCAGUCUCCAAGCUGCACAUGGUGGCCAGCGUGGGCAUGGACAUCAGCAGGGCGUGGAACAGGUUCAUCAAGGACAACCCGAAGGCCUUGGACAUUGCAGUGACUUAUGGGGGGCCUGACUGCAAACCCGACCUGGAGACGGCCAACAAUUGGAGGGCCGCUCUGGAAAAGAUGCUGAAGGCCAAGGAGUUCGAGGACGUCAUCAUCAGGGAGGACUAUGAGUUCCGAACCCCGCUCAACACCAAGUUGCUGGCGGCCUGGCAAAGGGUGACCCGAGACCCGGAGGUGCAUGUGGUCGAUUGGGCGCGUCGUGGGGUGCCCUUGGGCAUGAACAAGCGCAUCGACACUUGUGGCAUCUUUCCAGCAGCCCGGGACGAGUACAUGGAGCAUGGUGAUGCACCGCCCCUCGAGCUGAUGGAGAACACCCGUAACUACACCAGCUUCUACGACCUGAUGGAUGCGGCCAAAGAGGAAAUCGGCCGAUAUGUGGACAAGGGCUUUGCCAUCGUCAAGGACAUGGAUUGGAUCGCUGGCAGAUUCAGCUCAGGCACGGUUUCCAGAAUGGGGCUCAUUCAGAAGGUCAAGGACGAUGGGAGAGUGAAGAACAGGGUGAUAGUUGACAUGCUCCGCUCUGGCGGCAACUCAAGGAGCUCAGUGCCUGAGAGGUUGAUCCUUCCCCGCGUUCAGGACGUGCUGCAGGGCGCAAGGAGGCUGUAUUCAUUCCAGGACGACCUGAAGGCAUUGGCAGAACGAGAAGGGUGGAUGCCAGAGAAGGAGGCUGACCUCCACAAGUGGGAAUUGGUGGGAGCAGAUUUGGCAGACGCCUUCUGCCAUUUUCCGGUGGACAGAGACGAACUGUCAAAUUGCAUCUGCCCCGGGCUGGAACCAGGCCAAUUCAUCUUGUACACGGCGCUGCUCUUCGGCUUCAAGGCAGCCCCACUUCUCAUGGCCAGGUUGGCGGCAAUGUUCACGCGCUUCCUGCAGAGCCUCUUGGCAAAGGGCGAGGGCGUCAUUCAGACCUACAUGGAUGACCCGCUGAUCUUGUUGGCGGGAACGGACGCCAGGAGAAACCGCACCCUGGCCUUGCUGCUCUACAGCAUGUGGGCGCUGGGCAUCAACAUCGCCUAUCACAAAGGCGAACGAGGGCUUCGAGUGACAUGGAUUGGUGUCGUCUUCGAGCUGGACUUGGAGCGGGAGGUGCUCAAGCUGACGGUGUCCCGCAAAAUGGCGAACGAGCUUCAUGAGUGGGCCGUUUCCAUCCUCUACGCCGUGGUGGCUGCAGCCGAAAAAGACGCAAGAGACGGCACGGAGGAAGCAAGGGCGGCCAACAGGCCAUCGGAUCAGAGGCCAAAGCCCUUCCUGGUCCCUGCCGCCCGGGUCAAGUUACCACGCCAAUGGCUCGUGACGUUCCUGGAGCGGGCCGAGCAGUUUAUGCUGCGCACGGAGGCGUUCUACCCCAUGCACCCGGACCUGGCCAUCAUCACUGACGCUUCUCCCCAAGGUGUAGGAGCAAUCCUCUGCUACGUCAACUUGGGCCGUGGGGAACUCAUCCCAUGGGCAGCAAUGGAAGCCCCAGUGCGCAAGGAAGACACGGACUGGCUGGGACUGGAGUUUGGUGAGGCCUCUUCACAAGGGGCCCUCGAAGCAUGGGCAGUGCUGCUGGCGGUGCGCAUGUGGAAGACUCGCCUGCGGCAAGUGCCACUGCUCAUCAAGUCUGACUCGACGGUGGCGCUGGCAAUCGCGCAGAAGCUUUCUAGCCCCUCCCCCACAGUCAAUUGGGUAGGGGCUGAGCUGGCGUUGCGCCUCGAGUGGCUGGACGUGCCCAAGCUCAUCGUGCACCACCUGCCGGGGCGCUUCAAUGUAGAGGCAGACUGGCUCUCGCGACCACACGAGCGCCCAGCCGAAGUGCCAUGGGCGUUGCGAGGAGUCAAGAUUCAGAAAUUCGAAGGGGAGGCCAGGCGGCGUUCCCAAGUGCCGCCCCCCGGCGUUGCCCCCCAGAUGUGGGGUGCCAAAUCUGAGACCAUCUUGCAAGCUUUCGAGUUUAUAGGCAUCGAGCUUGCAUGUCCGCAGCCAUUUGGGAAAUCCAGCAACAUGGAGUUGGUAGCUACGGAGUCGCUACCUGCCACGGCCGACAACGACUGGCCAUGGGCGCUCCUUUUCGUGCUGGUGGGUUGGAUGGGCCUUCUAAUGGCCCUAUGCAAGGGCUGCUGCAAGCUCUGCCUGAGGCCGAGAGGGGGACCUGUGGCCAAAGCAAAGGUCAACAACACCAGAAAGGCGCUGCACAUACCCAACUCACAAAGGCAGCCCAGAUCUCGUCAAAGCCAUGGCAUGCAGGGCAAGGCCGAUUAUGUUGGAUAUGGGGAGAGAGGCCUCAAGGCCACCUGCGGUGCACCCAAGUUGUCCAGUUGGACGAUGACAGGGGCUGUUAACGUGGACCCCAUGAAGUGGGAAGGGGUCAGGGAAUCGAGUAACAGACCUAGAGAGCAGGAGACGGAAGGGAGCAGCGAGGGUCAUGGACGGGCUGAAGGUGCUCCCAGGGUAGAUGGCAGAAGAAAAGGCUCUAUGGAAAAGGCCUUCGAAAUAGCAAGCAACAGUUCGGACCUCAGGAAGGCUGUGGAGGGCCUCACAAAGAACUUUUGGGCCAAAAGUACCACCGCGGUCAAAAAGUCGCGGAGGCAGGAGGUGCUCAAGUUGGCCGAGAUGGUUAUGGGGCGGCUCCCAGUCUUCCCCCUAACAAAAGGGGGGGUAGAAGGCGUAGCAGCGGCAUUAAAGGCAGCUGAACUGGCUUCUGGGGACCAGUAUCUCAACGAGCUGAAGCUGAUGCACGUGGAGGCAGGUCACCCCAUCGAAGCCUGGCUGAUGAGGGUGCUAGCGCUGUGCAAGAAGUCGCUCACAAGGAACAGAGGCCCUGUGAAAAGAGCGCCGGAGGUGACGCUGGAAUCUAUACCAUGGACGGCCUGGAGUUUAAGGGGAGGCCACAAAGUGCCGCUGGCCACGUUGGCUUUUGCCUGGGGCGUGGCUUGGAUGCUCCGGGAGAUCGAGCUCUCACGAGUCAAAUGGGAGCAUGUCUCAUGGGACAUGGUCAAAAGGACCGUGAGGCUGUAUAUUCCGCAGUCCAAGGCGGACCAACAGGGCCUCGGAGUGGCCAGGACGCUACAGUGCUGCGGGGAAUCACCUUGUUGGAGGGGGUGUGCCUGGUCCCUCCUGGUCAAGCUGAGACAACUUCGAGGCCAACUUGCUGCAGGCGACGGUAACUGCGGGAUGUUCCUGAACAACAAGGGCUCAACGCCGACAAAGAAGGAAAUGGUGGACAGUUGGAAGGAGCUGUUCAAGGUGGAUGUGGCCGGCCACUCGGCCAGACGCACUGGAGCUAUGGCGUACGUGCGGCGGGGCAUGUCCAUCAGAGACCUGGCCUACUUGGGCAGGUGGAAGUCGUCGGUCGUGUUGGUGUACGCGGAGGAAGCGCUGGAAUCCACACCGGCAAACAGAGGCCUCAAAGCCCCUGAAAUACAACGACCGAUGGUGCAGAAGGAGACGCAAGAAGCUGGAGACAGAACCCCGGCUAGGCAGCGUGCACAAGUUGAAGAAGCUCCUUGCCCGCUGGUCAGACCCAAAGCAAACUCGCUAUGGGUGAGGUCCACAGAAAGGGGUGGCAACGGUCCACUGCAUCUGGUGGAGAAUGCCGAUUGGAGCAUCCCCAUGUUCCAGUGGACGUCGGCAUGCGGGUGGGCAUUCGCAAAAGCCUCAACACACGUGGCCUUCGUCACGAACCCUGGGUUUUCGUCCACAAGAUGCAGGAAGUGUUCGACCAUGGCAAAGCUGCGCGACGAGGUCAAGGAGGGUGUCAGGCCUGCGCAGCUGAUGGCAGCUGACAUGCUGCAACUGAGCAAGGCUGAUGGCACCAG